Messenger RNA from Penaeus monodon (black tiger shrimp), 1882 nucleotides. RefSeq names its product facilitated trehalose transporter Tret1-like. Lineage: Eukaryota; Metazoa; Arthropoda; Malacostraca; Decapoda; Penaeidae. Gene Ontology annotation, molecular function: transmembrane transporter activity. Gene Ontology annotation, biological process: transmembrane transport. The record is from RefSeq and is a predicted model, not a curated record. Gene Ontology annotation, cellular component: membrane.
AGUGUCAUUUCAGUGAGUUUCCUUUCGGUCAAGUCUCGACGGUAUUUUAUAUACGACCUUUUUUUAAGUUAAUCUCAUAACUGAUAAGUAUACAUUCUAUAAAAUAUCGGAUAUCUUUUUGUUAUCCUGAAUUCGAGAACAAUGCCAGCCAGUGUUUCCGAAAAAGUUGAAAGUGAGAAAGAUAGAAGAAAGAGAUUGGCAAAGCAGAUAUGCAUCGUGAUUCUCGCCAGCCUCGGUCACCUAGCUAUAGGAAGCAACAUCACCUUCCCCUCUGUGGCGGUGAGUGACCUGGAACGCUACAACACCACCAUCACGGGAGCCCAAGUCACACUCACGGACACAGAAAAGGAUAUGAUGGGGAGUCUGGUGUCCCUGGGAUCUCUCCCGGGGGCGUGGCUGGCGGGGAUCCUCAUGGCCGUGAUUGGGCGGCGCUAUUCCAUGAUCCUUUCGGGCGUGGUCUGCUUCGCGUCCUGGGUGGGCGUGGCUCUCCUGCCCACGCCCACUACGCUGCUCGUGGCAAGGGGCAUAGCAGGGGUCGCCAGUGGCAGCAUGUCUGUGGCAGGGAACACGUACGCUGUGGAGAUGGCAGAUGUCGAGAUACGUGGAGCUAUGGCGUUAAUCCCCACUGUUGCUCUCAUGCUCGGCCAAGUACUAACAGUGGUCAUAGGCUACGUGGCCAGGUACUACGUGGUCGCGCUGGUGUGCUCCGCGAUUCCUUUGGCCUACGUGGUGGCCAUGGCACUGCUUCCUGAGUCCCCGGCCUUCCUCGCUGUCAAGGGUCGUGAAAAGCGAGCUCGGAAGACCCUCAUCAGGCUGCGAGGAGAGCAUGCUGACGUCGAUGCUGAGAUAGAGGGCUUCCGCACGAUGAACGGCGGCGCCGAGGGAGGCUCCUGGUGGCGCGGACUCCUGCAGGCGGAUGUUGCGAGGGCUUUGGGCGCCGUCUGCGGCCUCUUCCUCGUGCAGGCCUUCACGGGUUACUUUGUGUUCACCGUCAACGCUUCCCGGUUUUUCAAAGAAGCCGGUUCUUCCGUUGACGAAAAUCUUGCAGCGAUCAUCGUCAUGGUCGUCCAGUUCACGGUCACCAUCUUCGCCUCGCUCCUCAUGGACAAAAUCGGUCGAAGGAAAAGUCUGUUCGUGUCCUUGGCGUCCAUGAUUCCGUUCCUGGCCGUCAUGGCGCUGUACGUGGGGAUAACGGGAGAUGGAGAGGAAAGUGGGAGGAGAGGAAGCAGGCCGGCGUUCCACCCCUUGGCAUGGGCGAGGCAGGGCUUAACAGGGGCAGACGAGUACCUGGUAGGGGAUGAGUGGGCGAGGGCAGGGGACGACGCCCCCGGCCCCUAUGGGUGGGUGCCCCUGGUGGCCAUGAUGCUGUUUCUGGUCGGGUCGUGUUUUGGCGUGAAUCCCGUGCCUUAUAUUCUGGCCAAUGAGUAUUUCCCUACGGGGAUUCGGUCCCAGGCUAGCAGCGUUUGCAUUUCUGUCAGUACAGUUGUGAACUUUGUUGCGCUGCAGGUGUACACGCCAAUGCAAGACGGUCUCACACAGGCAGGACUGUAUGCCUUCUACGCCGUUGUUUGUGCGAUUGGAAUCCCUUAUACUUAUUUCUUCAAGGGAAACAAAAGGAAGGCAGAUAGGAUAGAGAAUCGAGGCCCUUUCGUUGGCUAUAGAGAGUGGAUGGUUUUGUUUUGAUUGUGUUUUGUCCUUGAUUAGAGUUAGGGUGGUCUAUAUUAUUAUUUAUAGUUUGCGGUUCGUUAAUGUGAAUAUUUAUGAUGAAUGGUAAAGCAGUUUACGAAUACAUGUAUAGGUUUGAUAUGAUAUUAUAUACAUGCACACACGUACUUACAUGCCUGACUUCAAACAUACAUACAAAAAAAAAAAAAAAAAAAAA